Aspergillus fijiensis CBS 313.89 is the source of this 526-nucleotide messenger RNA. RefSeq lists its product as uncharacterized. Bases 99 to 407 code for a protein of 102 amino acids. The record is from RefSeq and is a predicted model, not a curated record. The transcript has 3 exons. NCBI's taxonomy places the organism in Eukaryota, Fungi, Ascomycota, Eurotiomycetes, Eurotiales, Aspergillaceae.
ACGACGACGAUGAAGAUGAAGAUGAGGAGGACUUACAGCUUGUUACGGCUUGGCAUAUAACACUUGGCGAAGACUCUAGCUAGAAUUUGUCAUUCGCAAUGAGUUACCAGCACACACACACUGAUACUACUGUUGCAGUAUCGAUAACACCACCCAAAGACCGACUCCAUGGAGAAGAGGAGCAUCAUACCCACUCCUCCCCCCGUCCUCCUCUGUUUCCCCCGUCCAACCCCCUUUUUCCUCCGCACGAUCACCGCCAAGACCUGCCGUGCAUUCCUCCCUCGAUUAUUGUCUUGGCGCAGCGAAGGGGGUAUGAGAGAUGCUGGCUGCUGGCUGCUGGCUGCUGCGCCAUCCUCCUGGCUGUCAAUCUGGCAGAUUUGGGGCCUUGUGUAACCCAUUUUCCAUAAUCCUAACCAAGUAACUGCACUGAAGCCAUGAGAUCCUCCCGAGAUUCCCACGGCGGGCGGUCGAUCAUUCUAUGGUUUGUUUCAUGCAGGAGGUUAAAGUUAUAUGAUUAGACUUUGCC